This is a messenger RNA of Uloborus diversus, 1831 nucleotides long. RefSeq names its product unconventional myosin-XV-like. The record is from RefSeq and is a predicted model, not a curated record. Lineage: Eukaryota; Metazoa; Arthropoda; Arachnida; Araneae; Uloboridae. The transcript has 16 exons. Gene Ontology annotation, cellular component: cytoskeleton. The coding region runs from base 1 to 1800 and encodes 599 amino acids.
AUGUGGGCCUUCUUGACUGAAGAAAAAGGAGCUCUGGCUAGAGCGGGUUGUAGGAAGGGCAAUUCGACCUUCUAUAUUCCCGCGGAUGGUCCCGAUUCGCAGACGAUAAAACCGAGCGGUGCCUCUGCAGAAAGACAUUCCUUCCUCCAGUAUGCUCUGUUGCAUUUUCGUGACGACCACCCUCCAAACUGUGAGCCCACCACAAGUGCAAAGACCUUAGGAGCAAAUUCUAUGCGUGGUACCAUAAAAAUCUUGGACUAUUUAACAGGAGGAAGGCGCAAGUCAAGAACAGGACUGCAAGAUUGGACUUGGAAAGAGCUCACAGACAAAGUGAAAUAUUCUCCGUUUCCAAUAGUUACAUCCCUUUUGAAAUUUGAUUCUGACUACUUGAAUCGAUUAGCUGUUGACAGUUUUACAGCAAUUAUGAGAUUCAUGGGGGAUUUACCUCUGGGACUUCAUCAGAAAGAAGUGGAAUGUGUCUACACUAUAUUAGUCAUUUGUCAUCAUCAUCCACAACUAAGGGAUGAGUUAUACUGCCAAAUUAUGAAGCAAACAACAAACAACAAAAGUUUAAAUUUAGAAAGUGGGAUUCGAGGAUGGCGUCUUUUGGCAUUUUUGGCUGCAUUUUUCAAGUGCUCUACAAGUUUAAUGCCUUAUCUCAUGAAAUAUUUAGAAACAGCAGCUCAAGACCUUAGACGAAUAGAACAUGCUACAGCUGAUGUCUGCAUGAAAAAUUUAAAACAGACAACAACCUAUGGAGGAAGGAGAAAUGUUCCAACUGAAACUGAAGUAAAUGCCAUAAUCGAAGGUAAAUUUAAUCGAAUGCAAGAUUAUUUCUUACCUGGUGGAGUCCAACUAAAUAUUCCAACUUCUUCUUCAACUGUUGUGGAAGACAUCAUUCUGACCGUUGGACGCAAGAUGGGGAUCAAAAAUGAAACAGAGUUCCUAGAAUUUUCAUUAUACUGCAUUGUUGAAGGAGAUCAAUAUACCAUGCCCUUGGAAAGAGAUGAAUACAUAUUAGACUUAGUAGCAGAAUUAGAAAGAAAUGGAAGCACUUACUAUCUGGUAUUUUGUAGAUCAGUGUGGUGCUUUCCUUCAAGACUAGACUCUGAGCUUUACAUCGAGAUCAUCUUUCACCAAAUUAUUCCUGACUAUUUGGAAGGAUAUUUGCUGAUAAAACCUUCCAACUGCUCAACCUUCUCACCAGGCACUUGGGAUAUGUUACUCAAAAUAGCUACAUUAAUGCAUAAAGCUAAAGGAAUGAAUAGUUUGCCCAACAAAUCAGAUAUGAUGUAUUUGUUGCCAAAACCAGCAAUGAAUUUCUACACAGAAAUCACAAAAAAUUGGGCUGAAACUCUUCUUAACGAAUGGCAACAUACAGUUCCUUUAAAUGCAAUGGAAGCAAAAGCACAAUGUAUAGAAAUACUUCAAAAAUGGUCGCUUUUUGGAUCAUGUUUCUUUGGUGCAAAGAUGUUAGAUGUCAAUAGUGAUCUUGAAGAAGAAUUUAUAAUUGCUGUGAACAAAACAGGCAUAAAUGUGCUGCACAUUCAAACACAUGAAACUUUAUGGAGAUUCAAUUUUGCUGCAGCAAAUGCUCCCGAUAAUGUUGUGAGUAUAAACGGGACCAAAUAUGCUGAUGUUGUUUUUGGCGACACCAAUGUCAAAAAAACUCUACGACUUCAAGUUGAUCAUGCUCAUGAGGUACUGCGCCUUAUCACUCAAUAUGAACUUAUUCAGAAGGAACAAAAAGAAAAGGAAGACGUUCAGCUCAGUUACCCAAGGGUGAUGAUCAAAGUUUGAAGUCAUACACAGUCGAUUCUCAUUAUUUCAA